This is a messenger RNA of Naegleria gruberi, 1437 nucleotides long. RefSeq lists its product as uncharacterized. Gene Ontology annotation, cellular component: cytoplasm; nucleus. The transcript has a single exon. The record is from RefSeq and is a predicted model, not a curated record. Gene Ontology annotation, biological process: nucleotide-sugar metabolic process; ATP generation from poly-ADP-D-ribose; regulation of DNA repair. Lineage: Eukaryota; Heterolobosea; Eutetramitea; Acrasida; Naegleriidae. The coding region runs from base 1 to 1437 and encodes 478 amino acids. Gene Ontology annotation, molecular function: poly(ADP-ribose) glycohydrolase activity.
AUGAUUCCAAACAAUAAUAAUAUCAUUGAUCAGGUUCCUCUUUCACCAAUUCUUCACAAGACUGCCUCUGCUGAAAAGUUGUUUCAAAUUCAUGUUCAUGAGCCUACUCGUCAUCGUUUCUUUAUAAAGGGAACCGAGAUUACGAGAGCCAUCCUGGAAGGAAUAGAAGAAAUUGAAGAAUAUGAAGAGCUUCAAGAUAUUCUUCACUUAUUCCAGACCGAUGCUUCAAAGAGAAGAUUCGGGUUCCCAGGUCUUGAAGUUGCCAUUGAAAGUUUUGAAGAAUAUAUUCGUGGAAGAGGCGAAGAACAUAAGGAAUUUGAUUUUUACCAACACUUGCUUCCAAAGAUUGCUCAAUAUGCUCUCGAAGCAACAGAGAGCGAAUUGAUCGAAAGAUUACCACUCAUUGAGAUGCAUCAACAAGGUUCAUUCACUGUCAAACCAAAGGAUGUUCGUUGCAUUUUAGCAAAUGCCUUCUUCUUGAACAUUUCUUCGGAAAUACACAAUUUUAUGCAAAAAGAUAGGGAGAGAGAUUUUGGAGUUUUGGAUUUCAAUAGACUUUAUGUAUGUCGUUUGGAGGAAUCUAUUGAAAGAAUUAUUUGUCAAUUAAGUUACUUUUAUCAACAAGCUAAUCAUGAACAACAAUUGUGCAUAGAUAGAGAGGAUAUUGUUUUUACUCGUCACAACUUGACAGUAGAGGAGGAACCAAAUUGGGCUGAAAUGAAGGACAUCGAUUUUUCUAAUGCAGAAGAAGCCAAGUCUAUUAUCAAGCUUCAUGAUGGAAGAAUGGAGGAUAUUUUGUGUCGUGGAUUUGUUGAUUUUGCCAAUCGUUUCAUUCACAUUGGUUCAAUUAUUCCAUCACUCACUCAAGAAGAAAUCCUUUUCAGUUGUUGCCCAGAAUCUUUCCUCACUCUCCUCAUUUGUGAAUCUUUGAGUGAUACAGAAAUUAUGACCAUGAGAGGUAUGGUCAGAUAUAGCGAAUAUAAGGGCUAUCUCAAUACUUUUGAAUUUACAGGUUUAUACGAACCUCUUGGACAUACUGUUGAUAUUAUUAUUAUGGAUGCCAUAUCUAGAAAGCACUUCCAACCUGAAAUGAUCAAACGUGACCUCAACAAGGCCUACUUGGGAUUCAAAAAUGUACCUGAGAAAGAAAUUACCUCAGGAAGAUGGGGAUGUGGGCAAUUCGGUGGAGACUUUGUUUUGAAAUUUGUCCAACAAUUAUGUGCUGCCAAAGUUACUGGAAAAUCUGUUUACUACUCAACAUUUAAGGAUGAACAAUGUAUUAAGGAUUUGACAGAAGUAUUAGAAUCUAUUAUUUCUUCAAAGAUAACCAUUAGUGAGCUUUAUUAUAUCAUGAGUACCUAUCACGAAUACAGAGCCAUCAACUCAAAAGCCUACUUUAUAGACUAUCUCAGACAAGAAUUACAAAGAAAGAAGUAA